AUGAGCACUACCGAGCAUAAUGACAUCCUCUUUCUCAACUUCAAUCAAUCUGGGUCCUGUUUGGCGGUAGGUACCUCUCAAGGGUUCAAAAUACUAAAUUGUGAGCCAUUUGGAGAAUUCUACUCAGAAAUACACGAUGAGGGCUCUGGAGGGUAUAACAUAGUUGAGAUGUUAUUUUCUACUUCUUUAGUUACUUUGAUAGGCAAUGGUGAUAAUCCAGACUUUUCACCCCGAACCCUGAAGAUAAUCAAUACAAAAAAGGAAUCCACCAUCUGCAAGAUUUCUUUUCCUACGCCGAUCCAAUCAGUCAGAAUGAACAAGACGCAUUUAGUGGCUCUGCUAAGAACACAAAUAUAUGUUUAUGAUAUUACCACUUUAAAACUUUUACACGUUAUCGAAAUCGAUUGGAAUCCGCAUUGUGUAAUGACGCUGUCUCCCAAUAUUAAGAACAAUAUUUUAGGGUUCCCUUCAUCCAUUAAGAUCCUUCUCAAUGCUAGGAUUGUGAAAAACGAUGUAAUCGUUUCAAAAGGUAUCAACAUAUCUUCCAACGAAGGUGUCAGCGACAGUAUCACACAACUGAAAGAGAAUUCCACAACGCUGAAGGGAAACGUUGUAAUUUACGACCUUUCCAUUUUACAACCGAGAAUUAUAAUAGAGGCCCAUGAAUCUGAGAUUGCUGCAUUAACGUUUAGUUCUGAUGGUACGUUAUUAGCCACAGCAUCCGUGAAGGGAACUAUAAUAAGAGUAUUCAAUUGCACUUCGGGAUUGAGAUGUUAUCAAUUUCGGAGAGGUACUUAUCAAACAAGAAUAUUAUCUAUGAACUUUAGUAAUAACAAUCAAUUUUUGGCAGUAACAUGCUCUAAUGGAACGAUUCAUAUAUUUAAAUUGAAUUUAAAUACGAAUAAUAAUAACAAUAAUAAUCCAACUGUCAAUGAAGAGGAGGUGACAGGAAUGAACACAUACACUUCAUUCCGAAACAUAGGACCUCAUGUGGACGAGGGAAGAAACACGGUCAGCCGGAUAAUAAGAAACUCUUCACAACAGCUUUCAAGAAAGGCUAUGCAAGCAAUAGGCCAAAUGCUUCCCAGUUCUGUGACAUCUGCAUGGGAUCCAAUGAGACACUUUGCAAGCUGUAAACUUCCCCAGUCACAAACUGCCUAUGAAACGAGUGCAGUAUUUAUAGACUCCUACAAGGAGAUAGAUAUUCAAAGUUACCGGGAUCUGUUUGGCAAUGGACUAGAGGAUAUCCCAUUGCCUUCUGCUAGCGAGGUAACCAAGGUUCACAUUGUUCCUGUAAGAGUAGGGGAUCCGAACGGAUUUCUUCACGAGUACAUACUGGACCCUGAGAGGGGCGGUGAUUGUCCUCUACUAAGUAGCUACCCUCUGUGA
Naumovozyma castellii is the source of this 1389-nucleotide messenger RNA. Its product is annotated as WD40 repeat domain-containing protein. Lineage: Eukaryota; Fungi; Ascomycota; Saccharomycetes; Saccharomycetales; Saccharomycetaceae. The record is from RefSeq and is a predicted model, not a curated record. The transcript has a single exon. The coding region runs from base 1 to 1389 and encodes 462 amino acids.